Aspergillus terreus NIH2624 is the source of this 414-nucleotide messenger RNA. Its product is annotated as putative extracellular serine-rich protein. The record is from RefSeq and is a predicted model, not a curated record. Lineage: Eukaryota; Fungi; Ascomycota; Eurotiomycetes; Eurotiales; Aspergillaceae. Bases 1 to 414 code for a protein of 137 amino acids. The transcript has 5 exons.
AUGCUGUUCAACAAGGCCCUUCUCAUCGCCUCGGCUGCUCUCGCGCCGUUCGCCCUCGCCGCGGAGGCUCCCACGUCCACCCUGACGGUGCAGAUUGUCAGCGUGCCCUCCACCACUGCCACGCCCUCCACCACUGCUGUCUCGGUCCCCUCCUUCACGCCGCCCCCGACCCCGACGCCGUCCAGCUCUUCGCUCAUCCGCGUCCCCACCAGCUCGGCCAUUCCCAGCGUGUCCUCCGCCGUGGCUCCUGCGGCCACCCCGGCGUUUACCGGCGCUGCGCCCGCGCUGAAGAUGCAGGGCGCCGUGCCUGCUGGUCUCCUCGCUGCGGCUGCUGAUCUCUUUCUUUCUUUCCCAAUCGUUUCCUAUCAGAUGUUCGAAGGUAGUUUGGCUUUGGCUGUGUCUUAUAUCUACUAG